AUGCGUCAACCUCAUCCUCAGCCCGGCCGAUGCGAUCAUGAAGGUGCAGCGGAGCACCGAAGAGGAGUGGCUGGCCCCGCGGCGGUGCCAGAGUCUCAACUUCCACCCCCCAAGGGGGGCUGCCAGGCGGGCUCCCAGGGGAAGGCCUACGGCGCCGUCGUCCGCCCCGCCUCAGUGUCGUCGCUCAUCCCUGCUGACCAGCUGCUGGCAUCCACUAAAUGCCGACCCGAUCAUUAUCCUAAACUGGGUCCCGCAACAACAAUUGACACCCUCCCCUCUCUUGCCUCCCCUCCCCGCACCUCCCCUCCCCUUCUCUCACCAUCCCUCCCCUCCCCUCCCCUCCCCUCCCCUCCCCUCUCCUCCCCUCCCCUCUGCGUUCCUGCUGCGUCUCUCCUCCUUCCCUCCAGUCACACCAUGGCUGUCCCAAAGCCUGCUCGUGGGACUGUGGGGAAGUGGCAGCAUGCGUUACAAGGCCCACGGGAGGGGAGUGCGUGUGCCCCGACACUCAACCCUACAAUGCCACUGACAGGCAGUGCCACGGCGAGCGCUGCUUCCUCUGCUAAGGCGGAUGCCUGCUUGCUGUGUGCUGGUGAGACUCAUGGGAUCUUUGUGCAAAUGCCAAGUGCCCGGAGUGGUCGUAUUGCGUGCGGCGUGCCUAAGGACAGGGGAGGCGUGUGUGCUACUGCCCCAACUGCGGUGCUGCUGAUCCCUGCGAUGGAGUUGAGUGCGGUUGCGACCAGCAGGGUUGCCGUUGCAAGGAACGGGCAAGCAGUGUGCGAGUGA
Closterium sp. Naga37s-1 is the source of this 783-nucleotide messenger RNA. The record is from the annotation of a GenBank genome assembly. Lineage: Eukaryota; Viridiplantae; Streptophyta; Zygnematophyceae; Desmidiales; Closteriaceae.